Fusarium pseudograminearum CS3096 is the source of this 4275-nucleotide messenger RNA. RefSeq lists its product as uncharacterized. Lineage: Eukaryota; Fungi; Ascomycota; Sordariomycetes; Hypocreales; Nectriaceae. The record is from RefSeq and is a predicted model, not a curated record. Gene Ontology annotation, molecular function: protein binding. The transcript has 2 exons. Gene Ontology annotation, cellular component: cytoplasm. The coding region runs from base 1 to 4275 and encodes 1424 amino acids.
AUGGAAGCCGUGGGUCUCGUUCUCGGUGUCGCUGGUCUUUUCAGCACAUGUAUAGAAGCCGUGGAAAAGGUACAGUCCUAUCGCUCCUUCGGACCUGAUUCCAGCACCAUAAACACUCGAUUCCAGACUGCCAAGGUCCUUUUGGAGCAGUGGGGACGCAGUGUCGGGUUCGAAAACGGCAUCUUGUUAGCAACGCAUAACGAAAAUUUGGAUGACCCUGAUACCGUGGUUGCUGUUAAGGACGUGUUGAAUAUCAUCAAGAGUAUUUGUCAGCUCGGCAGUCAACAUCGCGCAGCUAAUGGAGCCAAUGGGUCUUUGAUUGCUGGGAGAAGGCAGAAGUUGAAAUGGGCAUUUGGCGAUAAAGAGAAGCAACAAGAACAAGUUGAGCUUUUGGAGAGGCUUGUUGAACAGCUGCGGCACUUAGUUUCGGAACAUCAUCUAGAUCCCAAAGUCUCUCAAAGCCACGCCUCAAUUGCCGACAUCAAGUCUAUUCUCAGCCGAAUCGAGAAAGAAACACGAGGCGAAAUCCGAAAAGAGGUACUUUUAUGGAUUGGCCACGGGCCCACCGAUCAGCGUUAUCACGAUUCACUACAAAAGAGACAUGCCGAAACAUGCAACUGGAUUUACGAUCGAGAAGCCUUCCAGCGUUGGCUAACUCCAGACUCUGGCUCUGGCCUCCAAGCUUUAUGGAUCAGUGGCCCUGCUGGGUUUGGAAAGACUGUCCUCGCUGCAAGUAUAGUCAACCAUCUUUCAACCACUCUUGACACGCCUGUAGCGCACUUCUUCCUCACAUCCGAGUCGAAAAGUCGGGAUGACCCAUUCUUGGCUGUACGAACCUGGAUCGCACAAGUCAUAUCUGAGCAUCAAGGUGCUUUUCAGUGUGCUCAUCAUGCCUGGGAAGAGGAUAGAGAUCCUAUUGCGCCCCGGGCAAUACACCUGAGACUCCUGGCGCAGAUCGCACAACUUAUUCCCGGCUGUGCCUUUGUCAUUGACGGUCUCGACGAAUGUGUCAAUCUUCACAACCAUAACGCCUCAGCAACUGCAUUUAUUAAAGCUAUCAACGACGCCUUGUCAACUACGUCAUCAAGAUUCUUGGUAGUCAGCCGCGACGACCCUCACAUACGCCACGCAACAGCCAAUAAUUUCAAUGAAUACACGAUUCUGUCCAGCGAUGUUCAUGCCGACACUGUUUCUGUUUCUCAAGAGAUAAUUAACAGAAAGCUGAACAAGAAAUCCGACGAGUUUCGUAACUCUCUCUCUGAAACUAUGGUCACGCGAUGUGAAGGGCAAUUUCUCUGGCUACGGCUUCAAGAAGAAUCGUUGAGAAACGGAAUGAACAUGAAAAAGCUCAGGAGUGUCGUGGAGAGUACUCCUCUUGGUCUGGAGGCACUCUAUGAGCGAGAAUGGAGCAGAAUAGUCAAAUCACCUGACUACGACAGAAUAAUUUCCCUGCUUCGAUGGGCGGCUUUUGCAAUUAGACCAUUGAACGUAGCCGAAAUAACUGAAGCCGUUUUGAUUGGCGAUUUUGAAGAUUUUCCUCUGGAUGAUCUACCAGAUGAGAUUGAUGAUGACUACGUGGAAACGGAGAUAGUUGGCCUAUGCGCUCCUUUGAUUCAGAUGAUUCAUCGGUGUGAAGACAAGGGAACGGGUAGCUUAGCUGCACGUCAAACCGUGCAUCUGGCGCACUUCUCUGUCAAGGAGUUUCUACUCACACAACUUCCUGCACCAGGAGCAAUCCAGGCCAACACAAGCUUGGUGUCUCAGUAUCAGCACACGCUUCUUGCGACGGCUUGUCUGCAGUAUAUCAAUUUUGAAAAUACAUGGGCUGAUACGGCUGAUGAUGUGACUCCCCCAGGAGCAGUACUAAGAGGCUACGCUGGAAAUACCUGGAGGCUGCACUUUAAUUCUGGGCUGACCAGCGACGAGACAGCAAUGAAUCUUGUCACUGCAUUAUUCGAUGAGGAAAACUCGGUGUGGGGUCGCUGGCGGUCGUGGUAUCACAUGCAACUCAGUAACAUUGUUGAACAAGGCAACGCCAAUGUAUUCACAAGGUGGAUGACUGAAAACUCUGGUCCGAUAUCCUACGCGAUUAUAAUGGGACUGGACUUUAUAGCCGAUAAAUUGAUUCCCGAGUAUAUUUCCGGCGUGAGGGAUAUGGCUGACGUUGAUCGUGUGGCACUUCUUAUCUCACGGGAUUUGGGACGACAAAAUAUGCUUGAGAAGCUCCUUAAGUCCGGAGUCAGUGCCAAAGCUGCGGAGCCAGACGGUACAAGUAUCUUGUAUCUCGCAGCUUGCUGCAAUUCCUCUCAAGUGGUGCAGAUUCUGAUUGACAGAGGAGCCGAUGUGGCAGCAACCAACAGAAAAGGCUUCACGCCAUUGCACGUUGCGCGAAAUGCGGACAUAGCGAGAAUACUUAUACAAAGUGGUGCAGUUGUCGAUGCCCGAGCAAAUGAUGGUCGCACACCGCUGCAUCUAGCAGCUGACUCAGAUAUUCUUGAAGUCAUUGAUAUCCUUUUGGACAUGGGCGCCACAGUUGAUGCUCGGGAUGAGAUGGACUUCACCCCUUUGCAUUCUGCUUGUGGUAGUGGUUGCCAGGAAGCAGCAAGAAGACUUAUAGCCAACGGGGCUUCUCUUGUGGGUGCAAUUCACAUGGCAUGUGCAAUGGGCCAUAAUAAGGUUGUGCAGAUGCUGGUUCAUGAAGGCGCCUGUAUAGAAGAGAGAUGGAAAGGCUCAAGUGCAAUUCAAUUGGCUGCAUGCAUGGGAAAACUCGAGACAUUUAAGCUGCUCCUUGACUUGGGAGUAAACAUACAUACAAAAGAUGAGUAUGGAGAUCGUACUUUACAUCUUGUAUGUCGGAGGGGUCAUACACAAAUCAUCAAAGCUCUGAUUGACGCGGGGGCUGAUAUUGAAGAACUAAAUACCCUUGGCUUCACCCCGUUGGCUGUUUCCUGCUUUUAUGGACACUUGGACGCCGCGAAUGCUUUGAUCGCUGCCGGGAGUCAGCUUUCUAGCAUUAUCAAGCCUCAUGGCGGGAUGUUACUUGGGAAAGCAGUUGAGAUGGACUAUACGAAGAUCGUCAACCUUCUCAUAGACAACGGGGUAGAUAUAGCGGACAGAAACGAAGAUGGGUGCCAGGCUCUCGAUAUUGCGGCCUCGCAUGGACGUACGAAACUGGUAAAACAAUUUAUCAGAUUGGGGGCACCCGUUUCGGGUGCUAACAAGAUUGGACGGACAUGUUUACAUCAAGCUUGCCUCCGCGGCAAUCUUGAGACUGUUCGGUUACUGCUUGACGCCGGCUCCGAUCUGUCUUCCAUUGACAAUAGAGGCUUCACAUGUCUCCAUUUAGCUUCCUUCAGUGAGAGCAUUGAGAUCGUGAAAGAUCUUGUUGCGAGGGGUCUUAGCAUCUCGAAGAAGUCAUUUAAGGGAUCCACUGCUUUGCAUUGUGCCGUUUCUGAAGGAAGCGUCGAGAUUGUCAAAUAUUUGCUUGACGAGGGAGCCUUGCUAGAAGAAGUAACGAAUGAUGGACAUGAUACUAUGGAUAUCGCAGUGUCCCGAGGACAACUUGACAUUCUCGAGUGCCUCAUUGAAGCUAGUCCAGAAGGCACCAUCAACAAUGCUCGCCCAAACUUUGGAGGGUCUCGACUACACAUGGCCACAUAUGGGCAUCAUACAAAGAGCGUAGAGACACUACUUUCUAUCCCAGGUAUCGAACCAAACAGGAUUGAUAAUUCCGGACGUACCGCCUUGUUGCUGGCCGCUAGAGAGGGGUUUGAUGAUAUCGUUCAAAUCUUGGUUGACGACGCCCGAGUUGACCCAAAUUUGAUCGACUGGUUCGGUUCAACACCACUUUUCGCUGCGGUCAGAAAUAACCAUGUAAAGGUUCUUGAGGUACUACUCAAGAGCCCAAAGAUCACUACAGACAUAAGAGAUGGAUAUGGGAUAGAUCUCUAUUGGUGGGCGGAGAGGUUUGAGAAUCCCGAAGUGCUAUCUAUUUUACAGCAGUAUCUUGGGGAAGAUGAGAUCUUCCCUGACGACCCUGUUAGCCCUGACCUCGACAUCAACUUGACACCUUUCGACCCUGACUUGCACUGCUGCAAUGCUUGUUUGAUCAGUACACAAGAACCAGGACUAUAUGAAGAUGGCGAUUUGGAAUUUGUUUUCUGUCCAGAUUGUUGGAGAGCGCAAGCAUGGGAGAUAUAUUAUGAACGCUUGACGGAUGGUCCGUCAGCUGCCCUCAAUCAUAGUUCAGGUGGUGCUGGGCAAGAUAAUGGGUAA